AUGAGUGGAAAGCAGAACAUCCGGCUUCUGCCGCUCGCCGGAGCCGCCGGGGAUGAUGGGCCGUACUGUUUUCUCUUGAUGAUAGACGACUGCAAAAUCUUGCUCGACUGCGGCUGGGAUGAUCGCUUCGACCUCAAAUACAUUGACGAGAUUAUGAAAUACUGCUACUCGAUAGAUGCCGUUUUACUUUCUCACUCGGAUCGAGCGCACCUGGGCGCUUUACCGUUGCUGGUCAAGAAGGGACUCCGAUGUCCGAUUUAUGCAACGGUCCCGGUGGCAAAUCUCGGAAAGCUCGUCAUGUACGAUUGGAUGAAUUCGCACCAUAACAUUGAAGAAUUCGACGUCUUCAAUCUCGAUGAGAUCGACGCUGCCUGGAAGUCAAUAAUCCCGAUUAAUUACAAUCAAAGGAUCAAUCUCGCUCAUCGUAAUGUAAUUUGCCGGGCCUUCAAUUCAGGCCAUUCUCUGGGAGGCGCUUACUGGAGGAUUACAAAAACUGGAGAAGAAGCUAUCAUUUACGCCGUUGCUUUCAACCACCGAAAAGAAUGGCACUUGAAUGCCAUGACUUAUGAUUUUUAUCGUCCCCAUCUUUUCAUCAUGGACUCAACAAAUUCUCUGUAUACAGCCCCUAGAAGAAAGCAGAGGGACGAGUCGUUGGUGAAAAAGAUUGUUGAUACUGCCACAAAUGGGGGAGAAGUGAUGAUCGUGACUGACACAGCGGGGCGUUCGCUGGAGAUUGCCUUCUUCUUGGAUUCGUGCUGGAGCGCGAUCAAUGAUCUCAAAACUACCUCCUUGGUGCUGAUGAGCAACGUCGCAGCUUCGGUCGUUGAUCAUGCAAAGAUGCACAUCGAUUGGAUGAAUAAAACAGUUGCCGAGCGCUUCGAGACCACCGCCCAGAACCCGUUCAAGUUCAAGCACGUACAUCUUGUGCAUCGGCUGCAAGACCUGGAUCGGCUGCGCUCGCCAAAGGUGGUCCUCUGCAGUCAAAUGGAUAUGGAAUCCGGGUAUUCGUACGAGCUCUUCUCGAAUUUUGUCGCAGAUCCGCGCAACGCCCUCGUUUUGACGAGUCGGCCACGCGCAAACACCAUCGGGCACUACUUCUAUCAGCUAGCUCAAGACGGCGCAGCCGGAGCCAGUAGAACUUUCAAUAUCAGAAAGCGCAUUUUCCUCGAUGGCCCCGAGUUGGAGGAGCAUCGCCAGCGAGCUGCCCAGAAGCAUGCUGUUGAGCAGGAGAAAAGGUUGGAAAAAUUCCGAAAAGAACAGCGCCUCUACGUCGGAGCUUCCUCCUCUGAUGAGAGCGAAGACGAGGAAGAGAUUGCAAAGGCUGUUGACAAAUACAUUAUUGAAACCGACGUCCGUAAUCGUAAGCGCAAGAGGAAACACGAGGUGCGAAAACACACCCAGACCGUCAUCCCCGGAAUUUCUGUAAAGCUCAUUGAGGAGUCGCAAUUUGUCGAGAAGCCGAAGGAAGUUAGCGAGGAUGAGGAAAUUGAGGCUGAGGUCGAGGAGAUUCGAAAGUCGAAGUCUCGCCGAGUCGCCACUGAUGACAUCGAGAUGCAAAACUGGGACAAUCCCUUCGACCUCUAUUUCCGGCACCAUGUUUUGGUGUACUACGGUAUGGGAAAGAGCGACGUCAAAAAGAAGAAGCGUGCUGGCUUCCCGAUGUUCUCAUUCGACAACGAUAAGCGCAAGAUGAAUACGUCUGACUACGGGGAGCCAAUAAACCCGGAAAUCUUCCAGGAAAAGCAGCGCAACGACAUGUUCGUGCCUGCUCCGAUGCAGCGCCCCGACGAGAAGCCCGACGAGGACAAGAAGCCGACGAUCAAAGAUGAGGAAACGGACGGGGACGAGUCGGACAAGCCACUCCUCGGCUUCACAGACGACGACUGGCCAACCAAGUGCAUCGAGGAACAAGAGGAGGUUCAGAUGUGCUUUGUUAUUUUGUACAGCGAG
Molecule: messenger RNA, 1950 nt
Organism: Mesorhabditis spiculigera
Lineage: Eukaryota; Metazoa; Nematoda; Chromadorea; Rhabditida; Rhabditidae
Source: the annotation of a GenBank genome assembly